AUGCCGUCCAACUCGAGCCUGAGUGCCGUCGCCGACGACCGAAAGGCGCGCCUCGCCAGCCUGCGCAACCUCAAGCGCAAGCAGCCCGCCGACGAGACCGUCCCUCCGGAAUCGACGCGAUCACCAUCUCCCCCAGGCGAGAAGAAUCAGCCGCAACCGCUACGGAUCUCUGGGCGUAACUAUGACGUCGAGGCCCGCGGGCCCAAGCUGGGCUUCGAGUCUGGGCCCAACGAAGGGCUCGACAAGCCUACACUCGAGGAGCAGGCGGCCCAGAUCGAGGAGGAGUCGCGGAGACGCGCCGAGGAGGAGGCCAAAGACGACAAGGGCAUCGACCUGUUCAAGCUGCAGCCCAAGAAGCCCAACUGGGACCUCAAGAGGGAUCUGGACAAGAAGAUGAAGAUUCUCAACGUCCGCACAGACAACGCCAUCGCGCGUCUGGGGCUGAGGCUCCUCUCCCGCGGCUCUGCUGCCGGCUCCUGCUGCGCCCUCGAGUCAGGCCGUCGGCCAUCCCUCCGUCCCCGACUGCUAGCAGGCGGAUCAACACUGCGCCGAUUGGCAUCCGGAGACCUGGACAGGUGGCGGUGGCGGGGACGAGAGUCCCUGGAUGCUGCAGAGUUGAUGGAAUACCGGCGCCGGCGCCGCGGCAUCCUGUCCGACUCGUCGUCGAUGGGCGACACAGGCUCCCUGCUGCGAUAA
Molecule: messenger RNA, 696 nt
Organism: Geosmithia morbida
Lineage: Eukaryota; Fungi; Ascomycota; Sordariomycetes; Hypocreales; Bionectriaceae
Product: coiled-coil domain-containing protein 12
Exons: 2
Coding region: 1-696 (231 amino acids)
Cellular component (GO): post-mRNA release spliceosomal complex; U2-type spliceosomal complex
Source: RefSeq, a predicted model, not a curated record